GGCGGGGAGCGGGCGGGACGGGCCGGGCCGGGCGGCGCGGCCGGAGGCGGAGCCCGCGUGUCCCGAUCGCCGCUCCGGGCACCGGGGAGCGCGGGCCCGCCGGCCGCGGCGGCACGAUGCUGCUGUUCGUGGAGGAAGGGGUCUGGAGGAGGGAAAAUUUCCCUUUCUGGUGAAAGGGGACUGGAGCAUUAUGACAGUCAAGUCUUUAAAAGCUUAUGAGUUCCCAGAGUCCUUGCCGAGUAGCCGCUGCCUCCGCUGAUGUUGUCGGAUGUCAAUAAAGAGAGGUUGAAGGCAACACUUCUCAUGGAGCAGGUAACAUCAAAAGGUGCUGGCUUGAACCCCAACGCAAAAGUGUGGCAAGAAGUGCCCCAGGGCAGUGGUGAGGCCGUGCCCCCCACCAAUGGCACAGAGCACACGUGGCAGGAGACAGCAGCAGCCCAGGGGACUCCAGCUGAGGGUAACAUAGAGAUCUCAGAGGACAGCUGCAAGCAGUAUGAAGUGAUGUAUUCCCCGUCCUGUGAAGCCACAAGGAAUGGCACAGGAGUUGAUGAGGCGUCAGCAAAUGGAAUUGUCCUGGCAACUGAAGAUCUGGGAUACCAAAUCUAUGAAGUGUCUGGUGAUGGCAGCUCCACUGUGUCCACAGAAGACAUUCGAGAAUGUUUGAGAAAACAGCUUGAAUUCUGCUUCUCUCGAGAGAAUCUUUCAAAGGAUCUCUACUUGAUGUCUCAGAUGGACAGUGAUCAGUUUGUUCCAAUAUGGACAAUUGCCAACAUGGAAGGGAUUAAGAAGCUGACGACGGACAUGGACCUUAUUCUUGAAGUUUUGAGAUCUUCUCCGAUGGUACAGGUGGAUGAGAGGGGGGAGAAAGUCAGACCAAACCACAAACGAUGCAUUAUCAUUCUCCGGGAGAUCCCUGAAACUACACCUAUAGAGGAGGUGAAGGCUCUGUUCAAGAAUGAGAACUGCCCCAAGGUGAUAAGCUGUGAGUUUGCUCACAACAACAACUGGUACGUUACAUUCCAGUCCGACACAGACGCGCAACAGGCGUUCAAAUACUUAAGGGAAGAAGUGAAAACCUUUCAGGGCAAGCCAGUAAUGGCCAGGAUAAAAGCCAUCAACACGUUUUUUGCUAAGAAUGGUUACCGGGUCGUGGAUUCCAGCGUGUAUCCCCAGCCCGUGCAGACCCAAGCCCAGUUUGCCUCCCCCCUGUUUAUGCAGCCUGUAUAUAGCCCUCAGCAGUACUCCAUUUACAGCAUCGUGCCUCAGACCUGGUCUCCGAAUCCUGCACCUUACUUUGAGACACCACUGGCCCCGUUUCCCAACGGUGGAUUUGUGAAUGGCUUUAAUACACCAGGAUCAUAUAAAACAAAUGCUGCUUCUCUGAGUAUAGGUCGCCCAUUCCACAGGAAUCGGGUGAAGCCCCAUUUCCGCUCGUCCAGCAGCUCGGAGCACCCGGAGGGGCCGCCCGGCGCCGGGGCCCUGCCCAUGGGGGACCUGGGCAGAGCCAGCUCGAGGAAUUUUGUCAUGGAGCGACACAGCAGCUCGUUACCCGGGCACCAAGACCAAGGCUAUUCCCAGAAGGAUUCUCCCACGGCACAGCUGGAGCAGAACGGGGAUUACGGCGUCGGCAGGGGCAGGAGGAACGUGUUCAGAGGUCGGAGGAGACGGGAGGACGACCGCGUUUCGAGACCUCAGCCUUCAGCAGAAACAAAGACUCAGACACCAAAGUUUGACUUGCUUGCAUCCAAUUUCCCACCUUUGCCUGGCAGCACAGCAAAAAUGCUGGGAGAGCCUGUGCUGGAGAGCAGGAUGUCCGACAUCGUUAAAGGAGUCUGCAAAGAGAAGGAAAGCAAAGACUCCCUGUGCCCCUGCCCAGCUCCUGCCCUGGAAGAACAAACGCCCAGCGCUGCCCAACCGCCCGCGCCCAGCGUGAGCUCCCCGAGCCAGACUGAGCCUGUGCUGCUGAGCACGGUUCAGCCAGAGAGCAAACCGGAAGAAGUAUCUGCUCCAAAGGACGUGGCCAGCCCGGCUUCUCCGCCGGCAUCCGUCUGUCCCAUCAGUGCUGCAAAGCCACCGAGGACAAACACCUCCUCCCCUUCUGCUCAAGCAAGUGCAGCUCCUGCUCUGUCGACACAGGAGCCUCGCAAGCUCAGCUACGCCGAAGUUUGCCAGAAGCCCCCAAAGGAGCCGCCUCCGGUCCCCGUGCAGCCUCUGAGGGAGCACCGCGCCAACAUCGUUCCCCCUGCCAAAAACGAAGAGAACGGUACGCCGGAGAAGGCUCCGGAGAAGGCUCCUCACGAGAGGGCUGAAGGUCGAAUGAAGGAUUACUCCGGGUUCCGCGGCAGCGGGGCUCCCAGGGGAGCUGCUGGGAAAAUCAGGGAACAGAGGCGCCAGUUUGGACGCAGAUCUUCGCCUCAGGGAGCGCCGCGCCGCGUGGGCAAGGAGCAGUUCGUGCCACCCCGCUCACCAAAGUAACGCUGGGCCAGCCAAUGAUUCUGUGUUUCACUCGAGCUGUGGACUGAAGAGCAGCAGAGAGACUGAGGAGGGAAGGAUUCGGGAAGGGGAGUACUGAACUGGAGCGUGGCUUGCGUGGAGAAGUUGUGGAGGGUCCCAAAAUUCAUCUCUAAAAGUGAUUUCACAAAUGCUGGAGGAUUCCAAUCACUAUAAAUAUAGAGAGUAUAAUUUUUGUAUUUUUGUUUUUAAUUUGCAGAGGGUUUCCUGCUUGAAAUCAGCUUUGGGAUUGUGAAAGUAGUGUUUUGACAAAGUGAAAGAAUACGAGUUGACAAAUUAACCUGUCCCUCGGUGUAGGAGGAAAAAGGAUAAGAGAAUAUUAUUUUUGGAAAAUGAGCAUUUCUGUAAAAUUAGAACUUUUUUUAACCUAUUUAACGUUUGGCUUGUGGGCUGCUGUGUCUGCCAUGGAUGGCCUGGCAUUGCAGAGGCCUCUGCAGCAGCAGGAGCGGAGCGAGAGCAGCCAGAACUGUUGUCAUCACUCAGUCACUGCUGAUGAAACUGAAUGUACUACUGUAGUGUAACCCAUGUGUUUCCAGCUCGAAGUAGAGUCUCUUGACCUUACUAAUAUUUCAUGCAGCAAGCUUUUUAAGGAUUAAGUUUUGCAGGAUACUGGAUUGUAGAUGAGAGUGUGUGGACAGCAGAAAUUGUCUCGUAGACGCAGUGGAAGGAGGCAAAGGGAGCGUGUGAGAACCUUUAUUAUGCUCUUUUUCCUCACCUCCUUUUGAGGGCGACUCCUUAGGUUUGGGGUUUUGUUUGUUUGCUUUUUCCCCUCUCUUGUUACUUUCUCUAAUUUCUUUAUUACAGACUUUAGUGCAUUUUUCUUGGUGUGUUUUCCUGAGGCAGCCCCAGGGUAGGAUGGCAGGUGGCUACACAGCACCUGGUGUCACCUGCACAGGUAAGGAGCCUGGAAUUCCAGCUGCAGAUGCUGAAUUCUGCCUUGCAGGUGGGAACUCUGGGCACUCGCUGUCAUCUCUGGGUGACUGGGCAGCAAACCAGAGCUGUGGCUGGGUUUUCUCUGUGCUGACUCUGGAGUGGGCUGUUGGCUGCUGUAUUGCCAGAAAUCAGGGUUUAGACUCCUGGGAACUCGUUGUUUACGGCUGGUGUCAUAGCAACUGACUCGUUUUUAACUGUUUAAAGUGGAACUAAAGAUGCAGAGUGGAGGAAAUCCCCUCUGGAGCAGCGGCUCCUUGCCAGCUGUGUGCUGACUGAAUUUGCAACACUAUUGUGCAGUAAGUGGUUAAGUUUCAGAGCGAUUGAUGACCGAAAUAGGAACAUUCAGCGCAUUAAUCUGCCAAAAUCAGCACACCAGGGUUCAAAGUCCUGUAUAAAGCGUUAGGGAAAAGCAGCUUCCGGCAGUAAGAAUCACAUCUUUAUUUUUUCCUCUUUUUUUUUUUUUUUUUAGUGAAUAGCAAGUGUACAAUUUUGAAGUUGUAAGUUGUGAACACUGGAAAACUCAAUUGUGAUAUAUUCCGUAACCAUCUUAGUAAUAUAUGCUCGUGUUGCCAUAGAAUGAAUGUAAGUGGCAGUUAAAAUAACUGUGAAAUUUUUCAUCUUCUGAUUUCUUAGCCAGAUAACCCUUGGCAACUUGGGCCUCAGUAGGAAUUCUCUAUCAACUGCUUGGAGAACACUCAUAUCUAUUUUUAUAAAUAUAUAUAUAAAGCCAGAGUUGUCAUUUCUCUAACUUAUUAUUCAGCUUGGCAGUUGCUUUGAGUUGAUUCAUAACACGAUAUAAUGUAUUUAUGCAGUUACCUGUUCAUUUCUAGGCAUGUUACAAAGAGACAGUCAGAGAAUCAUCGAAUGGGCUGAGUUGGAAGGGACCCAUCAGGAGCAUGGAGUCCAACUCCUGGCCCUGCACAACAUCCCCCAAAAUCCCACCCUGUGCCUGGGAGCGUUGUCUAAAUGCUUCUUGAGAUCAGACAGGCUUGGAGCUGUGACCCCUUCCCUGGGGAGCCUCUUCAGUGCCCCACCCCCUUCUGGGAGAGGACCUUUUCCUGAUCUCCCACCUCAACCUUCCCCAGCUCAUCUUCCUGCCAUUUCCUCGGGUCCUGAAGUAUGUAUACAUAUAUAUAUCUACAUAUAUAAAUAUAUAUAUAUGUAUAUAUAAACCCCAAAAUCACUCUUCACUUUGAAACUACCUGUACUGGCUUUGGGAGGUUUUUUUUUUUAAUUUAGUGAAAAAAAAUCGUUGAUCCCAUCCACAGUUAGGGAUUCUUGCAGACCCUUCUCAGUUUAUUUUGAUAAUGCUACUCUUGCUGGAAUGAUAGAGGAGUUUAAAUAUUUACUGUCAAACUCCUGAAAUGCAACGAAUGCAAAGUUGAAUUAAAGGCUCUAAACAAUUCCUGCAGCCAAACUGGAGCAAAACAAGCCUGCAGGAUGGCUCACGGGUGUUUAGGGGAGACGUGUUGAGGGAGCUUGGGAUGCUGACAGCUCUGGCUGUUGGGAGGAGUUGAGAGGGAAGGGGCUGCUGCAGGUGUGGCUCCGAGUUCCCUGCUCCAGUGUCAGUGACGUGCUCGUGCUGAGAGGACCCGAGCGGUGAGAUGGAGCUUUGGCAUUGAUCAGAUGAGGGAAAACCCAACCGACCGUGGCUCCAUCUUCCCCGAGGGGCGGUGGGAAGGGCUGCUCCCUGAGUGCCGGGGGUGUUAACAGCAGCAGCGGGUCUGGCUCCCGUGCAGGGGAUGUAGGGCAGGCUGUGACCGUUGGCUUUUCCCAGCAUAUCCAAACCUCUCUCAGCUUAGGGCGCUUGGAAUGAUUGAUUUCACACCUGCCUGCAAGGAUUUCACCUGAGCAUUUCCCUUCCGCCAUUUCCAGCUGUGGUUUGGGGUUUGGUUUUGUUUUCCUGUUCUUUUCUGUGCAGGGCGAAAUUCCCGUUGGAUACAGAGGCUGUGAAACUGUCCUGGGGUGGGAGUUCUCCUCAGCUCUGGGACUGGGACUGGCUUUGCCUUUUCCUCUCCUGCUGCGCUGGGAAGGGUCUUGUGUCUGUCCCCAGCAGUUUACCCCUUGGGCAGAGCGGGGAAGCUGGGGCAGAGGGGUGGUUUGGAAGCAGACCCACAGCUCUUGUGUCUGUCCCCAGCAGUUUACCCCUUGGGCAGAGCGGGGAAGCUGGGGCAGAGGGCUGGUUUGGAAGCAGACCCACAGCUCCUGGGCUCAUGGGAGCUGCUCCCUGGCACCGGAGCCCUCCGUGCUUCCCUCUGGGUGGACCCUCACGGGAUACAAACUGUCCUGCUCUGCUGAUAGUAGAUGCCAGGAGGUGCAAAUCACACCUGACUUCGAGUUUUAGGAACUGUGACUUGUUUUCGGAGUUGUUGACUUCCUUUAGGGACAGAAAUACACUUCCCAGGUCAGUUCUUUUCCAAAUUACCGCGUGUGGAAAAGAUCGGGGCACUGUCUCGUGCUUCUGCUGGGGAGUGAAAAGAAGAAAUUCUUUGCAUGUGAUAGUAAAAUUAAAAGUGCAAAAAGUUUUGUUUCUUUUGAUUUCUAACAUUAAGUUAGUUUUAUAGUAUCUUACAUUCCUGCUCUUGUUGUUUUGUUGGAUUUUUUGUUUUUUCUUUGAUUAGCCUGGCACAGUAUGAUGGUGCAGUUUUAGCUGUAGGAAAAAAAAAAGAAAAAAGUAACCCACUAUUAACCAGAAGAGAAAGAUGAUACUGUGGCAGAUCAGUAGCAAAUAAGUGACUUAAUCAAUGCUUUACUGUAGUUAAAUAGCUAUGGCCUUACUACUUUGUCAAUAUCAGCUUAAUUGUCUUGAAACUGUCUGCGAUUUUUACUGUUCCCAGGUGAGUUUGCCUGGGCUGAGAUAUCUGGUAUGUACAGAUGAUAUUUUAAAUUUGUAAAAUGCACCAUUGUAUUACAGAUGAUGCAACAGAAAUGCACUUCGGGGGGAAAUGGCUUCUGAUGAGUUUUUUUGUAAAUCCUUGAUUACUACAGAUAUGCAAUAGAGUUUUUGUUUCUAAUUUUGAUAUUUCCUUCUGAAACGUAAGAUUGUUGCCAUUAAUCUGAAUGAUUUAUCAUGCUCUUCUUUGCGUGUAUAUAUUCCAUAUAGUCUGAGCUUCCUUUAGGAUGGUACAUAAUUUUGGGUUGUUGUAGUACUUUAGUUGGCUCUUCUCUUCAGUGCCUUUAGCGCAGGCACUUCAAGAGGUUCACUGAGUCUGUUUUUUAUGUACAGUUGGGAGGACUUGAAAUGGAGUUAAAGCAACUUAUUUCUGAAAAAAAAAAAUCCAUCUGCAAACUAACCUGUAACAACUUUAAAAUUUUAUAUUUAAGAACCAGAUGUUUAUUUUUAUGGAACUUCAGUUAUGGAUACAGUUUCCAAAAAAAAAAAAAAUGCAACUUCAAAUGUAAACAGACUGUGCAUAAAUGGGUUUUGUUCUAAUUUUUAUAGAAUACAAAAUAUUCAGAUAAUAUAUUGAGCUCGAGUUACUACAGACAUCUUGUUCCUCCCGGAUGAAUCCAGCUUCCCCUUGGCAUUGACGAUCUCUCUUCAAAGUGGUAGGAAAGGAGAAAAAAACGACUUAUCUGGCUUUUAGACUGUCUGUUCUGGUUUAUUCCUGUUGUCAAAAUGUCCAAAACAAAAUUUGUGUAAAGUAGGUUCAUGCUUUAAGUGUUCAAAUGAUAAUACAUGUAUUUGUAUUUGUUUUUGACAUUGCCAAGGUGCUAUGGGAAAUUGAAAUAACAGUUAGAAAAAUAAAGCUGAUUUAAAAGAAAAAAAAAACCCACCAAAAAAAAAAAAAAAAAAAAAGAAAACAAACCAAAAAAAAAAGAAAAAAACCCU
This is a messenger RNA of Motacilla alba alba, 7276 nucleotides long. It is a transcript of the gene LARP4, whose product is annotated as La ribonucleoprotein 4. The record is from RefSeq and is a predicted model, not a curated record. Gene Ontology annotation, cellular component: cytoplasmic stress granule; cytosol. Gene Ontology annotation, molecular function: mRNA 3'-UTR binding. The coding region runs from base 259 to 2475 and encodes 738 amino acids. The transcript is spliced from 17 exons. Gene Ontology annotation, biological process: positive regulation of translation. Lineage: Eukaryota; Metazoa; Chordata; Aves; Passeriformes; Motacillidae.